This is a messenger RNA of Coffea arabica (coffee), 432 nucleotides long. NCBI's taxonomy places the organism in Eukaryota, Viridiplantae, Streptophyta, Magnoliopsida, Gentianales, Rubiaceae. The record is from RefSeq and is a predicted model, not a curated record.
AUGGCAACAUUUCUUGAGGACAUCUUAAGCCUAAAGACGUUGUUUCAAAUGUGCUCUUUUUGUUUAGUUAGUGAUGAUAACAAUGAUAUUAGUGCAAACAUUAGUUCAUAUGCUUUAGAUAUUCUUUUGGAUGAGAAAUGUGCUGGUGGAGGAGCCGAUGGUGGUGCUGGAGUUGGAGGAGGUGCAAGUAGUGGUGGUGGUGCUGGUGGUGGCGUUGGAGGAGGUGCUGGUGGAGGAGGUGCUGGUGGAGGAGUAGGUGGAGGUGCAGGAGGUGGGGCUGGUGGUGGAGUUGGGGGUGGAGCAGGCGGGAUAGUAGGAGGAGGGGCUGGUGGAGGCAUUGGUGGUGGUGCCGGAGGUGGAGCAGGUGGAGGCGUGGGAGGAGGGGCUGGAGGAGGCCUUGGCGGAGGUGCUGGAUGUGGGGCCGGUGGCUGA